Molecule: messenger RNA, 474 nt
Organism: Indicator indicator
Lineage: Eukaryota; Metazoa; Chordata; Aves; Piciformes; Indicatoridae
Gene: NCBP2
Product: nuclear cap binding protein subunit 2
Exons: 4
Coding region: 1-474 (157 amino acids)
Biological process (GO): mRNA cis splicing, via spliceosome
Cellular component (GO): nuclear cap binding complex
Molecular function (GO): RNA cap binding
Source: RefSeq, a predicted model, not a curated record
AUGUGUACCACGGGAACGCUCAGCAUCCUGAGCAGCGACUCCUAUGCUGAUCUUAGCCAGUACCGGGACCAGCACUUCCGGGGGACGCGGUACGACCAGGAGCGACUGCUUAGGAAGAGCUGCACCCUGUACGUGGGGAACCUUUCGUUCUACACCACGGAGGAGCAGAUCCACGAGCUCUUCGGCAAGAGCGGCGAUAUCAAGAAGGUCAUUAUGGGGCUGGACAAAGUGAAGAAAACCGCCUGUGGCUUCUGUUUCGUGGAGUAUUACGCAAGAGGAGACGCGGAAAAUGCAAUGCGGUACAUCAAUGGAACCAGGCUCGAUGAUAGGAUCAUAAGGACAGACUGGGAUGCAGGAUUUAAGGAGGGUAGACAAUAUGGUCGUGGAAGAUCAGGGGGCCAGGUCCGAGAUGAAUAUCGGCAAGACUAUGAUGCUGGAAGAGGUGGCUAUGGCAAAACUGUUCAAUACCAGUGA